AUGAGAGAACAGCUUCUGAGGAUCCCUGCACGAGGUUGUAGGUUAUUUCCUAUGAGGGAAGGCCAAUGGAGCACCGUGUCAUGGGGAAAUGGGUCUGGUAGGCAAGGGAUGUCUUUGAUUACGUGGGUAAAGGUUGUAUACAUAAUCUUUGAAAUUCUCCCAUUUCAAUCAAACAAGCCUCAUGCCUUGGNUGCCAUUGUGAAGGUUUCUAAUGUGGCAAAUGUGGAUCUUCUAGCCAAUGGAGCACCAUGUCAUGGGGAAAUGGGUCUGAUUUGGGCUUCAGAAGACCCUACAUAUAAGAGGGCGAGAACAGGGGGUAGCAUUAUGCUGCGUGUGAAGGCUUUAUUUUGCAUCUGCAUGGCUCGUUGUCCUUGUUAUUAUACCAGCAAGGUCGCAUAUUCUUAUGCGUUUUGGAUUAGUAAUAUGCCUAGCAUUAUUAUCUAUGUGGAUUCAACCGACGAAGGUGUGGGUGAUUAUCAAUAUGUUCCUACAUCGCUCUCCGAUAUUGUUGUAGGAUCAACUGGGAAGAGUGUCUCUGCUCUCUGGGAUUUUGUUUAUAAUGUUGGGUCAAGAACCCCACCAGCUUCAAUGCUGGGCUUACCAAGACUUCCAGCAUCUUCAGAAGGUUAUUCAUAUUUAAUCAUGAAGUUAGGGCCAUUACAGCUUACAAGAAAGGGCUUAUCAGUGGCUAGCACAGCUGCAUGCUUAACCUUCACUGCAUGGCUCGUUGUCCUUGUUAUUAUACCAGCAAGGUCGCAUAUUCUUAUGCGUUUUGGAUUAGUAAUAUGCCUAGCAUUAUUAUCUAUGUGGAUUCAACCGACGAAGGUGUGGGUGGAUCAACUGGGAAGAGUGUCUCUGCUCUCUGGGAUUUUGUUUAUAAUGUUGGGGUUGGGAACAGAUGGUGUAACUCCCUUUGUCCAGUCAAGAACCCCACCAGCUUCAAUGCUGGGCUUACCAAGACUUCCAGCAUCUUCAGAAGGUUAUUCAUAUUUAAUCAUGAAGUUAGGGCCAUUACAGCUUACAAGAAAGGGCUUAUCAGUGGCUAGCACAGCUGCAUGCUUAACCUUCACUAUCUUUCAAAGUGCAAGCCUUUGCCUGACAACCACUACCCCUGAGCAACUUGCAUUUGCUCUGCAAUGGUAUAUGCUUCCUUUGGCACAAUUUGGUGUUCCAGUGGCUGAAAUUAUUCUGACUCUCCUACUUUCAUUAAGGUUCAUCAAUGUGGUGUUUGAUGAGGUGAGACAGGUCCGUAAUGUUGCACUGGGGAUCGUAUCUCGUCGGAUUAAUUGGCAACAGUUAACAAUGUUGGAGACGAUUGAUAUUUUCUUUACAUAUGUUCGUCGGAUCUUCAAAAAUAUUUUUAGCCACGCUGAGCAGAUAUCUCAGUUUCUCCUUGCUCAAAUUUCUCCUCCACCUCUCACGUUCGUGGUUCUUCAAACCCAACAAGAACUCUCUCUGAGUAAGAAAAGGCCGUGUGCCAAGAUCUUUCAAAGUGCAAGCCUUUGCCUGACAACCACUACCCCUGAGCAACUUGCAUUUGCUCUGCAAUGGUAUAUGCUUCCUUUGGCACAAUUUGGUGUUCCAGUGGCUGAAAUUAUUCUGACUCUCCUACUUUCAUUAAGGUUCAUCAAUGUGGUAUUUGAUGAGGUGAGACAGGUCCGUAAUGUUGCACUGGGGAUCGUAUCUCGUCGGAUUAAUUGGCAACAGUUAACAAUGUUGGAGACGAUUGAUAGUGACGGAUUGUCAUGGAGAAUUGUUGCUUUCUGUAAUCUGAAACACCUGUUUAAUGACUUCGCAGUUUUCUUUACAUAUGUUCGUCGGAUCUUCAAAAAUAUUUUUAGCCACGCUGAGCAGAUAUCUCAGGCAAUGAUUAUUAGAGGUUUCCGAGGGGACAGCAAUGCUCACAAAGUUCAUCUCUCCUCGGACUCAUCAAUGGGGAUGGCGAAUAUCGUUUCCUUGUUGUGCCUCGUCGGCUUUGCGCCAAAAGCUCCACGAAAGUACCCGCCAGGGAAUGAUUACAAAAAGGGAGGUUUCGCAGCCCAAAGGACACCACCUAGAGGGCUACCAACGACGAUGGCAGACCCAAACCUGCCCGGUGAUAUCAUAGCCGAUAUACUCUCAAGACUUCCGGUCAAAUCUCUUUGCCGGUUCAAGUGCGUCUCUAAGCCUUGGCGAACUCAAAUCUCCGACCCACAAUUCAUAAAAUUUCAUCUUAAUCGAAACAAAGACCACCACCAACAAAUCAUUCUCUUGUCCGACGAUCGAUACUACACCGUCGAUCACGAAGCAAUUCUCGAAGGUAACGAUGUAUCAGCGAAACAAUUGAAGUUCCCACGCAAUAGAAACCCUAGACAUCGUGAAGUAAUCUUGGGUUCUUGUAAUGGAUUGUUAUUGCUUGUUAAUGGUCAUAAUGAUCAUUUAGUGGUUAAUCCAUCAACUAGAGAAUCGAAGAAAUUAUACAAAUCACCUUUCUUUGUCGAAUAUGGGUCUGAUGUUUAUGGGCUUGGUUAUGAUUCGCACAAUGAUGAUUACAAAGUUGUGAGAAUUUCUUAUUGUCGUUUUUAUUAUGAUUAUUCUGGUACUAGUGUCAGUGUGUAUUCGCUAAAAACUGAUUUGUGGAGAAGGAUUGAAGACUCUCCGUAUGACCACAAAUUUCUUAAAGAGAAAACUCCGCCGGGUGUUUUUGUAAAUGGAGCCCUUCAUUGGUUAGCGGGUCGUGAUGAAAAUGCAGAUGUGCCUUUGAUAGCUUCGCUGAAUAUGGUGGAUGAGAAAUUUCGGGAAGUGCCACCUCCUAGUACCACCGAUGGCAUUGUCAUGUUAUAUGAGUUGUGUGUUCUUGGAGGUUGUCUUUGUGGACUUGUUCAUCGCAGAUCUUAUGAUGAUGAGUGGAUAUUGAUGGAGUAUAAUUAUGAUGUUUGGAUGAUGAAGGAGUAUGGUGUGAGGGAGUCAUGGACCAAAUUCUCUAUCAAUGUCUUGGAUAUGUCUGUGCCAAAAACAUUGUGUUUGUGCAGGAAUGGUGAAGUUCUAUUAAAGGCGGGAAGGAAGGAACUUGUUCUGUUUAAUCCAGAAAAGGAAACAUUCAAGGACCUCAUGGUUCAUGGCAUUCCAGCUAAAUUUGAAGCAGGGAUUUAUGUGGAGACAAUCGUCUCACCGAAUUGUAGCAGUAACUCUAAGGGUGUCAAAAGAUCAAACAUAUAUAGUUCGAGCCAGGGGUCAAACAAGUGGAUUAAAACACUUGCUUGCAUUGCUGAUGCUGUGGAAACUCAGGCAUUCGGGAGGUGUGAUACUCCGGACUGUAGCUAUGCAGAGGUCGUCGAGUUGUUGUCUAACAUUCCGGGUGUCACCGGUGAUGAUGAUUCUCUGUUCCAAUUUGGUAAGAGACUUUUCAGAAAGCCAGAGUAUAGGGAGAUGUUUGUGUGUCUUGCAGAUUCUGAUAUCCGUCUCCGGUGGUUGAGAGUGUGCCAGAAGGGAGAAUCUGCUCGUGGCCCUUCCCUUCCUGAGACAUAGCCUCUGUUUGUGGGGUGGAGCUUUUUUGCUUGGUUGUGGGGCUGUUAAUUUUGGAUAACAUGCUAUGUUAAGGUACUGUCUGUCUCGUUGGCUUUAUAUGUGUUUAGUCUGUGCUGGAUGACUUUGUUGGAAGGCUAUCUUUCAAUAUCGGAUGUUUUAAGGUUUUUGUAAAUAGCAAUGUUAUAGGGAUUUUAUUUAGGAACUUAAUUAUGUGGUUUCAAUGUAAUUAUUAGAUUAGUUG
Molecule: messenger RNA, 3748 nt
Organism: Ilex paraguariensis (yerba mate)
Lineage: Eukaryota; Viridiplantae; Streptophyta; Magnoliopsida; Aquifoliales; Aquifoliaceae
Source: the annotation of a GenBank genome assembly